AUGGUGGUGGGCUUGGCUGGCUUGGCGCACUUCCUUUGGACCACUCCGACGGGCUGGGCCGGACAGGGGUGGAGUAGUACUAGGCCCGGAAAGGCAAGGCGCCAUUACCUUGCCGUAACUUACCGUUGUUGUUCUUUCCUCUCGUUUUCGUAUUUCGUCAUCUUGCGAGGAGUAAAAGUAACACUUGUGGUGUCGACGGGCAAGGGCGCAGCCAGGCGCAGUUCUAGACGACUUUCGGUCGAUAAGGAGAUGUACGAUAUAGAUGGAGACAGCAGGAGACGAGAGUCUGUCUAUGAUCAAAGAGACAGAAGGCACACUGAAGACGGCGCGAUGGCGAAGACUAUCUAUCUGCCCGGGUCAGGGCGCCACCAGACGGUACGGAAAUGCUUUGCUUCCCUAAAGCACCAUGCACCAUGCGACCGCCGCGGAGAAAGUGAACGCAAGAUGGCGAAGGAAGAAGAAACCAAGAAAAGACACGACGAAAAGGGUAAUAAAAUAGCAUUUGCCUUGCCCAGCCAGCCAGGCAAGCCAGUAAACGUGGCGUCCUCGAGCCGCCCGUCGUCCCAUCUCGCUUGCACUUCCGCUUAUCACACAGACAAGACAGACAGAUGCUCGCUCGUCGUCACGACAAUAUCAUUUUAUGAAUUAUAUUAUUACGGAGUACUCAAUGCUUCAAGACUUACUGUACAUAACGAGGAUGAAGAAGUACUCCAUACCCGCCAGACGUCCUGCAUGACUGCUCUCUCCCAGCACGAUGGCAGACAGCAUGCAAGGGUUUUCCUCCGGCUGGGUCUUGCUCCCACCAGACAGGCAAGGAGCCCAACUACCUGA
Molecule: messenger RNA, 831 nt
Organism: Nannizzia gypsea CBS 118893
Lineage: Eukaryota; Fungi; Ascomycota; Eurotiomycetes; Onygenales; Arthrodermataceae
Exons: 2
Coding region: 1-831 (276 amino acids)
Source: RefSeq, a predicted model, not a curated record